AUGCCAGCCGGAUAUAAGCAUGGGGACACCCCCAAGAAGGCCAUGGUUCGAGGCACCAUCUCGUACCUCGAGUCCCAGGGCCUCCCCGUCAACAAGUCAGCCAUCUUCAGGCACUUUGACCUGUCUCGCUCUCAGGGUUACGCCGCGCUGAGUGUCCCCGCGUCCAAGCGCAAUGACCCCGAAUGGGAGGAGACGCGCGGAAGACCCCUCAAGAUCUCCGAAGAGGAUCAGCAAAAGAUGGAGAAGAUCCUGUGGGACGACAACUAUGUCAACGUGAACCUGAACUGGCACGGCCUGGCCAAGGAGGCUGGUGUCGAGGUCGACGUGAACCCAAGGACCCUGCACAGGACUAUGGGUACGCUCGGCUACCGACGAUGUCUGCUAUGCCCACGCACCUGGGUGCACAAGAAGGCUCGUGAGAAGCGAGUUGAAUAUGCCCGGCGCAUGCUGGAGGCGUACCCGCAGCCCGAAGACUGGCGAGCUGUCCGAUUCAGUAUAGAGCUGCACUUUGGAUUCGGCCUCGAUGGAAAGAUGCGUCUCAUCCCUCGACCCGGCGAGCGAGUUUGCGACGGCUGCACCACUAAACCCGAGGCUGAUUGGCCACGCGACUUGCGAAAGGCCCAUGCUUGGGUUGCCGUGGGCUAUGGAUUCAAGAGCGACACCGUCUUCUACGAAGACUCAACAAGCCCCAAUUGUACGGGUGUCAUGACCAUGCAGGAGUACAAGGACCACAUCCUCGAAAAGACAGUCAAGCCAUGGCUCAACAGCACCGGCCCGCAGAGCUUCAUUCUCGAGGAGGACUGUGAGGCCUUUGCCCACGGCGCUGCGAGCAAGGUCAACUUGGUCCAGCAGUGGAAGGACGAGCACAAUCUGCGAUACUACUACAACUGCGGCGACAGCCCCGACCUGAGCCCCCUCGACACUCUCUGGCCUGCGUACAAGCAGUGGACGAUGGAGUCACCCAAGGACUGGGAGGACGAGACGCUCCAGAAGAUGGUUCGCGACGCGUGGGCAACCUUUGACAUGGAGCGGCUCAACAUGUGGGUCAACUUUAUGCCGCAGCGACUGAAGUCUGUGAUCGAUACCGACGGCGCACUGGUACCUUGGUAG
Messenger RNA from Fusarium pseudograminearum CS3096, 1110 nucleotides. RefSeq lists its product as uncharacterized. Gene Ontology annotation, molecular function: nucleic acid binding. The transcript has a single exon. The coding region runs from base 1 to 1110 and encodes 369 amino acids. Lineage: Eukaryota; Fungi; Ascomycota; Sordariomycetes; Hypocreales; Nectriaceae. The record is from RefSeq and is a predicted model, not a curated record.